Molecule: messenger RNA, 887 nt
Organism: Cynara cardunculus var. scolymus (artichoke)
Lineage: Eukaryota; Viridiplantae; Streptophyta; Magnoliopsida; Asterales; Asteraceae
Product: protein PELPK1-like
Exons: 1
Coding region: 24-692 (222 amino acids)
Source: RefSeq, a predicted model, not a curated record
UUCAUCAAUCCAACGCAAUCUCAAUGGCUAAUUCCUAUCUCAUUUCCUUCCUACGACUCAUACUAGUUUCAAUCACUUUAGCGUCAAUAAGUGGUGGGAUGAUCACUAAGGCACGUAACCUUUUGGAGAUACCUGAGGUUCCAAAGCCUGAACUUCCAGAGAUUCCGAAGCCCACUCUUCCUGAGCUUCCGAAGCCCACAAUUCCUGAGAUUCCAAAACCCACACUUCCCGAGCUUCCGAAGCCCACACUUCCUGAGAUUCCAAAACCCACUGUUCCUGAGAUCCCCAAGCCCACAGUUCCAGAGAUCCCGAAACCCACAGUUCCUGAGAUCCCGAAGCCCACAGUUCCUGAAAUUCCAAAACCCGUACUUCCUGAGCUUCCAAAACCCACUCUUCCUGAAAUUCCGAAGCCCACACUUCCUGAGAUUCCAAAACCCACUGUUCCUGAGAUUCAGAAGCCCACACUUCCUGAGAUCCCCAAGCCCACUGUUCUUGAGAUCCCGAAGCCCACAGUUCCUGAAAUUCCAAAACCCGCACUUCCUGAGCUUCCAAAGCCGGAGUUGCCUACUUUGCCCAAACCAGAAGUACCAAAGGUGCCAGAAAUCCAUGACCUUCCUAAGCCCACCUUGCCCAAACCAGAAAUACCAGAGUUGCCCAAGGACUUCCCUAAACCUUCUCUACCCCAUCCUUAGAGACCUACUUUUGUGAAAGCUUGUGAUGUAUUCGCUACUACUAAUGUUACUUCCAAGAGAUUCUUCAUUUAGAGUAUUCCCUAAAUAUUGAAUGAUUAUUUAUGUGUGGUCUGUUGUUCUGUCGAACAAUUUAUGUAUGUUGAAUUUAUGCACCUUGAUUAUAUUAUACUCUACUGAUAGAGUAGCGUUGAAUCA